AUGCAGGCCACUUCUCUCCUUCAGUCGCGAUUGUCAAUUGUUCUCCUUUCAGUUUUCAUCGUUCUUCAACUUUUCCUUAUCUUUGGCAACAGAGAUACAUUGCUUCCGAAAUGGAGGUCGCAUUUGUCGACAUCAACACAGCAGACAGAAUACAGCAACCGCAUAUUCGACGAUACUUACAAUGAUAUCGAGACAGACGCAGAGCCGACUUCAUACCCAUCACAACCAGCUCACUCACCACCAGUGACCCAGACCUGGUCAUUCAACUCUUCCCGCGACGCUCGCAACCACGCGCUCAGCCCUUCUGAAUGCUCACUCGCUUUCCCUCAACUCUACCACGAACUCGAUCGAAGUGUCGAAUAUUGGCAAAGCCGCAACCACAAAAUCAGUCCUCAAGACACCAACGUCUCUUGGACAGGCAAAGGCGGGCUUCGCGCCUUAAUCUACGAGAACGAACUUCGCAUCCUCGAAACAAGAGAUACUCACCACUACAAAGACCGCCACGAUGCGCGCAGAGUCAUUUUCACCCUCAGCCAAAUCCACCGCGCAUUGCUCGGAGCCACAGCACGAGGCGGAACGAUUCCCAACAUCGAAUUCGCCAUCGCAGUAAACGAUCACGUGGAACUACCCGAUGGUGAAAGUGACACCCACACAGCUUGGACUUUCGAUCGCAGAAUCUCUAGUCACAAAGACGAGCGCAUGUGGCUUAUGCCGGAUUUCAAUUUCUGGGCGUGGAUCCCCAUUCACAACGCGUAUCAGGAUGCGCGACGACGAGCCGCUUCACACGAUAGUCCGAUCGAACAGAAAAUCCCUCAGAUCGUCUGGCGAGGAAAUCGACAUAUCAAUCCUGAACUUCGAGGCGCGUUACUGCAAACUGGGAAAGGACAACCAUGGGCAGAUUUGGAGGGCGGGUGGCUAGAUAUCGAGGACUUUUGUCGAUAUCUAUUCGCUGCGUACACAGAAGGACACAGUUGGUCUGGAAGAAUGAAAUAUAUGCUCAGUUGCGAUAAUGUGGCGGUGGUGCAUGAGUUGGAAUUUGUGACUUUUUAUCAUCAUUUGUUGAAGGCUGAGGGGCCGGAGCAAAAUAUUGUGAGUGUGAAGAGGGAUUGGUCGGAUUUAGAAGAGAAGGUACAACAUUAUCUGGGCAACCCGGAGGAGACGAGGAGGAUUAUUGAGAAUUCGGUACAGAUGUUCAGGGAGAGAUAAUUGACUCCUGCGGCGGAGGCGUGUUAUUGGAGGGAGAUGUUCAGAAGGUAUAGGGAGGUUGCAUACGAGCCGGAGCCGU
This is a messenger RNA of Cercospora beticola, 1285 nucleotides long. RefSeq lists its product as uncharacterized. Lineage: Eukaryota; Fungi; Ascomycota; Dothideomycetes; Mycosphaerellales; Mycosphaerellaceae. The record is from RefSeq and is a predicted model, not a curated record.